CGGUGGAAACGAGACGCACGCGCCAGUCCUCGACACUUACCCUGAGUGAAAUUCCUCUCAUUUCAACACAACAGAAGGACAAGCUUCCUCUUCAAUCUUGCUUCUUGAGAACAUUUUUUUUUUGUUGGCACACUCACCACAAGUGAAAGGAAGUUGCCCCAUCUUGCACUUUGUUGGAACAGUGGAGUCGAAUUGUGAAACAGUGAUCGACAUUACUCUACUGAAACUAUAAUCUUUCGCAGUGAUUUCAAAUAAAGAACAAAGUGAUUGUGAUCAGUGUGUUACAGUGACUUAAAUGUGCUCGUUCAAAUCAUGAUAACCUCCCUAGCCGAUUCGAUCUCACUGUCAAAGAGUGAGGAAAAUCAAAAAAUGACGGACGUGAAAACGAGCGUCGGUGGAGGAACAAAGCCAUCGGGUUUCACAGUAAAAGACAUCUUAGAUCUACCAAACGUCAAAACGACCAGCUGCUCAAAAGACAAGAUUUCACCUUCUACUGGAACUGAAGGGCUUUUGACGAGCAGUUUGUUCUCACCUACUUUCCAAAUGCUCGGAGAGAGCCUUCACGGACCUUAUAACGGCUCAUUCCCACGGCAUCCGACUAUCGAAUACCCAGUUGGUUAUCCGUCGGAUCUACUCUAUAGUUUAGCCCGAUGGCCUACGUCAGCGAUAACCACGCCGAAUCGGCACUUAAGCUUGGGACAACUCGGGUUGUUCGCCCAUUCCCAGCGUCAACAGGCGGCCGAAAACUUUGCUAUGUCUUCGUUGGAGGCCAGUUCUCGGUGGGAAGCGCGAACGGCCAAAGCGAGGGCUACCAUCAACGUGACGCCUCUCAGUCCCGACACAACUUGUUCUACGCCCAUUCAAGAAGCUAAUGCCAACUUCAAAGCCGAUAGCCAACAGUCCCGUUCGCGUCAGGAUGACGCUUGUCCCGAUAGCACUGACUGUAACAACGGCAUCCUGGACGACAGUAGUGACCUGGACGUUUUCAAUGCUAGUGGAAGCAGCGGUGAUAUGCGCGAUGAUUCCAGGAUGCAGGAUGAAGGACUAAGCGACAGCGAUGACGACGAAGAUGACGAGCUCGCUCACGGGGCGAAACGGAAAGAGCCGUCCCAUUCCCGUCUGGAGAGAACGAAUGCUGAAGACGGACAAGGUAUGAGCAAAAAACGCAAAAGACGUGUAUUAUUCUCCAAAGCUCAAACCUACGAACUAGAGCGUCGUUUCCGCCAGCAACGCUACUUGUCCGCACCCGAACGAGAGCAUUUAGCCAGCAUCAUCCGCUUAACGCCGACUCAAGUCAAGAUCUGGUUCCAAAAUCACCGAUACAAGACGAAACGAGCCCGACACGAGAAAAACGUUCAAGAUCUUCAACAGCCGUUACCUUCUGCCCGGAGAGUGGCCGUCCCGGUCCUUGUGAGAGAUGGGAGAACUUGUAUGAUUGGAGGUUUGACUAAUGGCGCAUCCAGUGCCAGUAACAUCCCGGGGCCUGACAAAUCCCUCAACAACGUCCAAGCUCACGAAUUUUCACUGACUAAUUCGGCAGCAGCAGCGGCUGCUUGCAUGAACGCCAUGUCUUUUAAUAGGAAUGCACCAAACAUGGUCAACGCAUUCAGCAUGAAUGGGAUAGGAGCCAACAGCGUUGAUCCGUCUUCCAUGCAACUACCAUCUUUAGCCACCAUGAACCAAAGCCUACGCCCAGCACCGAUGGCGCAGCCUAUAGGCUCUUUGCCCUCCACCAUUCCCGGGUCUAUUCCUCUAACGCAAAGCCAUUCUUUUAGUUUUGGACCACAGUCUCGGUGGUGGUAACGAACACUCCAGGAUGUUCAUUCAUAAGCAUUUUAUCAUGUGCUAAUUUGAACCUGCGUUUUGCUAGCUUUAAAGGCGAAUAUUUUAAAUUUCUUGUUAAUUGGGUGCGCACUCAAUAUUCCCAGCCCAAACCACAUGUAGAAGCGCAGUUGCUUACGACUUUGUAUAUGAUCUCAUGUAUCAUUUUUGAGCUUGUAUCCCAUCUAUUUAUCACGAAUCCCGUCGCCCUUAUCGAACACAAAUUGAACUCGUCUAUUAUUCAUAGACCGAUGUGUUACCUUGAGCACUUUACUCAAUUAAAUAUCAAUGGCGGCGACCCGAUACUUGAAUUUUCAGUAACCAGGCCACUGAGCUCAGCUUUUGAUACUUAAGUUUCGCAAGUUCUAACGUUUGUAAUGCUUUAACCUUAAUGUUUUAGGCAUGCUACUUAUCCUAAAGUAAAUUGUUUACAAAUUUAAUGUAGGUAGGAAAUUAGAAUAAUUUUCCACGACUUUUUAAAAUAAAUAGAUCAUGAAAAAAAAAAUACGCUUGAAAUAUCUGAUUUUUUGCGUCACAAAAUUCAGAAUAAAUAAGACUUAAUUAAACAUCUGGUCGCCGCCUUUUAAACAACACUUUCUUCUUCACAUUCCAGCUUCUUUAAAAACAACUUUUUUCCCCUAUCCAUCUUGAAACCACACUGAAAUGUAAAGUAUAAAAUAUUAUUUUCAACCUUUUAUGUGUGUAACCCCUUCGUACUGUGGCAAAAACAAGUCGGAAAUUGUUCUAAUAUAGCGUUACGGUAUGGGUUCAUGUUACGGAAAUUGCAAGAUAAAAAAAAUGUGUAAUGUGGCAUGAACAAUUUUUCGGUCCGCUUUAAUUUAUAAUAUGUUACAAUAGUACAACGGUGAAGAAUCAAUUACGUUAAAGUCAUUUGUACAUCCCCUACCCUGUUUUGUGUGCCAUAAAUAAGCUAAAACAUAAGUGAACCACUGGCUUUCUCAGAGUAUGAAUGGUUGGCCGAAUUAUACAA
This is a messenger RNA of Daphnia carinata, 2812 nucleotides long. RefSeq names its product homeobox protein GBX-2-like. The record is from RefSeq and is a predicted model, not a curated record. The coding region runs from base 313 to 1803 and encodes 496 amino acids. Gene Ontology annotation, biological process: cell differentiation; regulation of transcription by RNA polymerase II. The transcript is spliced from 4 exons. Gene Ontology annotation, cellular component: nucleus. Gene Ontology annotation, molecular function: RNA polymerase II cis-regulatory region sequence-specific DNA binding; DNA-binding transcription factor activity, RNA polymerase II-specific. NCBI's taxonomy places the organism in Eukaryota, Metazoa, Arthropoda, Branchiopoda, Diplostraca, Daphniidae.